UACAAUUUGAACUGUAUUUAUUGGUCUAGAAAAUAUUACCAAUUUCCUCGCAUGCUUUGGUGUAGUUUUGAUGCAUAUAGAUUAUAGACGAUCUACAAAAAUUGUAUUUUGAUUAGAUGCACACAUAAAUUUUUUUUAUCCCAAUAUUAGUGGUGUGGUGACUUGAUGACCAUCACACUGUAACAACAUAUAACAUUGCGCAUGUGACAACGAUAACUCUGUUAUUCAUACCUUCAUUAUGAAGUCAUUCGGAAAUCAGGUUUCAUCAGAUUGCAGAUUCGUACUGAUCUAAAAUUAUAUGAAUAACGUUAUUCUGAAUGAAGAAUUUCAGUCGGCAAGUCGGACGUUGUCAUUACCGUAUAAUGUGAUCUAUUAAAAUGUAUCGCGCAAAUCAAAAUGGACAACCGCAAAGAGUAAAUGCUGAGCCUCUUCAUCAAAAUCGAGUCAACGGAAGGCAGCCUGCACCUAUGAAUAUUCCAAUGACAGUUUCUGAACAAUUUAGAGAGUCCUGGCUCACUGCUAUUAUUGGACUCAUUAUGUUUGCAACUGGCAUGUGCCUUUUAUUUUGGAAUGAGGGAAGAGCAGUAAAGGUAGCGCACUCCUUGGAUGAAGCUUUGCGUAAUGUAGCAGUCCUUCCAAAUACUAUUAAAUUAUUACCUGAAUAUGAAGGCCGAUUAAUACAUUUAUCAGGUCCCUUAAAAAUAUCUGAACCAUUAACUGAACCUGAAUAUGGAGUAAUUGUAUCAAGUGUUAAAUUGAAGAGAAGAGUUCAGAUGUACCAGUGGGUUGAGAUAGAAGAAGAACGAAGUUUUGGCGAAGUAACAGAAGAGCAUUACUAUUAUACAACAGAAUGGAAAGAUAAACUAGUUGAUUCUGAUCAAUUUUAUAUUAGAACUGGUCAUCAUAAUCCAAAAGAAAUGCCUAUUAAAAGUCAAAUACAAAUUGCAGAUGAAGUUAAAAUUGGAGCAUUUACUUUAGGAAGUGAAAUGAAGAAGAAAUUUAGUGACUUUAUAGAAGUCACCAGCGAUGAAAGACCAGAACGUAAAGAUAUUAAAAUGCAUUCUGGCUUAUACUAUCAUAGUUCAGAUUUGUGGAAUCCUCAGGUAGGAGAUAUACGUAUACAAUUCUCCUAUGCAGGAAAAGCAGGAGAAAUCUUUUCUAUAGUUGGUAUGUUAGAAAAGGGAAUUAUUGUACCAUAUGUUACAUCGCAUGGUGAAGAAAUUUUACUUCAGAGGAAACACAAGAUGACAGUAGAUCAAAUGUUCCAUUUAGAACAUGUACAUAACUAUUGGCGUACAUGGAGUAUUAGAGGUCUUGGCUGGUUGGUUUUGUUUCUAGCAGCAACAUGUUUAGCAAACAUAUUAAGAACAGUAAUUUUAAAUUCAACGUUCUUAUGUGGAAUUAUUGCAAUUGAAUCUUUAAAAAUGUCAGUUUCCAUGUCUAUUAGUUUAUUAGUGAUAGGAUUUGCUUGGGUAUGGUAUCGACCAGUGAUUGGACUUUGUUUAGCACUAGCAUCAAUUUUACCUUUUAUAUACUCUACUUUGACAUCAGGAUCUCAGACGCAACAACGUGAUAAUUAUAGAAGGUUAUAAAUAUUGAUCAAGAACUAAUAUUUUAUUUAUACAAAUACAUUUAUUUAUAAACAAUUUUCUUCAUAUUUAUUUGUAUUUAAAUAAUUUUACAGAAAGUACAAAUUCUUAAAAAGUAUUAUACGUUAUUAAUUGUAUUAUUUACACAAAUACUAACGAUUUUGUAUUCUCGUCGCAUAUUAAAAGUUGUUAAUGGAGUGUAAACAAUAAACUAUUUUAGUAAAUAAUAA
This is a messenger RNA of Megalopta genalis, 1819 nucleotides long. It is a transcript of the gene Tmem43, whose product is annotated as Transmembrane protein 43. Gene Ontology annotation, cellular component: nuclear inner membrane. Gene Ontology annotation, biological process: lipid metabolic process; nuclear membrane organization. Lineage: Eukaryota; Metazoa; Arthropoda; Insecta; Hymenoptera; Halictidae. The record is from RefSeq and is a predicted model, not a curated record.